CCACUUAUUUAAUUGUUAUUUACGCGUAUAACAUGAAUCGCACGGAACUGGAUUAUUAUGCCAUACUGAACGUUCCACGUGAUGCACCCAAAGAGAUUAUAACAUUGGCAUAUCGUAAAUUAGCCAUUCAGUUGUGUCCACAUCGUGAUCCGAAAUAUGAACGCGAUUUUGUGCCCAAUCUUGGGCCAACACACAUGCAAACGCUGUCGUUGAAUCGCCAAUGGGAAUACGUAAAUAUGGCGUACGAUGUUUUGGGCAAUGAUUUGUAUCGCGCCAUCUACGACCGAUUUGGAGAGGCAGGACUCUUUCAAGGUAUCCAACUGCCCAACGGCUACUUCCCACCCUAUCAAUAUCAUGGCGAUCAUAUGAAGGUCUAUCACGACGUGUUUGGCAGCUACUCACCGUAUGCAAAUAUCAUCGAUAUCGUAACAAAUCCACCAGUCCUCUAUUCAUCAUUGGAACAUGGCAUUGGUGUGCGCAAGAAGGAUCCGCCAGUAGAGAAAAUAAUUUAUUUGGAAUUAGAAGAAGUAUUUACGGGCUGCACAAAAUUGAUGCACGUCUGGCGCCAGGAAUUUAUCGAUUCCAAAGAAACGGGCACAGAGAAAAAAAAGAAAACUCUCACACUCAAAAUACCGUUCGGUACCACCGAAGGUACACGAUUUUGUUUUAGAGAGGAAGGUGAUCGCAGUCCAACGCAGAUUCCGGCCGAUAUAAUUUUCAUUACUGCCGAUAAGCCGCAUCCAUUAUUCGUGCGCAGUCAGCAACAUAACUUGGUCUACACGCAUAAUAUAUCCUUAAAGGAGGCGCUCUGUGGAUUUAAUUUUAAAUUAAAUACUUUAGAUAAACGCGUUUUGAAAAUUACUGUUUCCGAUGUGGUUCAUCCGGGUUAUAUAAAAGUGAUGCCAAGAGAGGGACUGCCAAAGUGUGAAAAUCAACCAAUCGCUCCCGAUAUGAAGCCCGCAGGUGUGAAGAGAAAAAAUUUCGGAGAUUUGAUAAUCAAAUUUCAGGUUGAGUAUCCAAAGUUUAUGAAUAACAAAAUGCGCCAAUUGACCAAGAACUUCUUCAAAGAACUGCAUGAAAUGCAAGAAGAAGCUGAAAACGCACCACACCCGCUGCAAAAACUUUUGAAAAAGAAGUAGACGAAGUAAAACUAAAUCAGUUGAAAGAUCAUAAAGCAUUGUUUUUAAAUUAGCAUUUUUUUAUUUUAUUUAAAUUCAACGUAUAAACGUAAAGGACUGUUACGUUUGAAUGGAUUUGCAAUACAUGUAUGUACUAUUUCCAUCAAUGUUCGUAUGUAUGUACAUAAACGACAUAUGUAUGUACGCAAAUAUGUACAUAUGUAUGCGUGUGUGUAUAUGCACAUCAUACAUUUUCUAUAUCCAUAUUUGUCUGAUUACAUAUUUUUAUAUAAUUAUUUUUAUUUAUUUUUGUGAAGUAUUUAAAUUCAAAAUGUAUGUAUGUAUAUAAUUUGACUGCACUGUUUAGGCAAAAAAUUUGAAAUUUUUUCUUUACAUGAAUGUAUGUGCACAUCCAUGUAGUAUAUACAUGUGUAUGUAUAUGAUUAAGCGAUCGAACUUUUUAUAAAAAAAUCUUAAUUAACGAUUUGUUAAAAAUAUAGGUAUAUGUAUAUUAAAAAUUUCCCAAUUUGUGUUUAUGUAUGCAUGUGUGUUUGUAUUGCGCUGUUGUGUGAAACCUUAGUUGUGUACUUUGCAUUAUACAACACUAAUAAUGUGAUGUGAUCUAUAAGAAAAAAAAAACAAUAAAAAGCCCGUGCAAAAAAGUGAUUUAUCUCAGCCAAAGAAAGGAGAAACAUAAAUUUUUUACAUAUGUUAUUGAAUUCUACAUUUCCGAGUGAACAAAAAAAAUUUAAGGCACUUAAAAUUUUCUGUAACAUUAAAAAAUAAACUCUUAUGCUGAAUUGGCACUAGGUAUUAAAUGGCAACAAUUGUAAUGGCAAAGUUGGGAAUUCAAAAAAAUUCGAGCCAUUACGUUAAAGAAAUAAUCAUUAAUUCAUUUCCACCUGGCAUUUUUAAAAAGUCUCCAAUUUUUUGUCAUUUCAAUGCCUAGUGGAAAUUCGGCAUUAGAAAAUAACAAGCAGCGGAAGUGCAGUUUUUUAAGAUAUCAUAAAGUUAAGCAACGUAUGUAGGUGCGUGAAUUUAUUUUCGAAUAAAAAAAAUAUUAAUUAGAUU
Rhagoletis pomonella (apple maggot) is the source of this 2189-nucleotide messenger RNA. Its product is annotated as dnaJ homolog subfamily B member 13. Gene Ontology annotation, cellular component: cytosol. The transcript has 4 exons. NCBI's taxonomy places the organism in Eukaryota, Metazoa, Arthropoda, Insecta, Diptera, Tephritidae. The record is from RefSeq and is a predicted model, not a curated record. The coding region runs from base 33 to 1139 and encodes 368 amino acids. Gene Ontology annotation, molecular function: protein-folding chaperone binding.